This is a messenger RNA of Macroventuria anomochaeta, 864 nucleotides long. RefSeq lists its product as uncharacterized. The record is from RefSeq and is a predicted model, not a curated record. Gene Ontology annotation, cellular component: Ski complex. The transcript is spliced from 2 exons. Gene Ontology annotation, molecular function: protein binding. NCBI's taxonomy places the organism in Eukaryota, Fungi, Ascomycota, Dothideomycetes, Pleosporales, Didymellaceae. Bases 1 to 864 code for a protein of 287 amino acids.
AUGUCUACUAAAGCUGCGCUGAAGGCUGCGAAAGCAGCGAUUGACUCGAAGAACUGGGAGGAAGCUAUCGAGCAGGCAAAUGCUGUGCUUGAGAAGGACCCCAACAACUACUUCGCGAAGUUGUUCUUGGGACGCGCCAACGAUGGUCUGAGCAGAUACGAUGAUGCAGCGAAAGCAUACAACGACGCGACAAAGAUCAAGCCUGACGAUGCACAAGCAUGGCUAGGGUUAAGAGGCAUGUACGAGGGGCUAGGCGGGAGGAGUGUCGAGGAGAACAUUGAAGUCGGCCUGAAACUGGCAGAGAUAUAUGCAAAUCUCGACGACGCCCAUCGCAGCCAGUCUGCCAUCGACAAGCUCGUAGACCACGCUCGCAAGCACGGCACAAAGACACAAUACGCGCGCGCAUUAGCCACACAGCUACCCUCGUCACCCAUAUACUCCUACCUCGAAGGCCGCCUGCCCCAACCCUCAGCGGUACUGACGCGCAUCGCCGAAAUCCACGAAACCCAAGAAACAGCCACAAUCAAGAAGCUGAUAGACGAGCGGCGCCUGCGCCUCGGCGCAACCCUCGAAAACACCACAACCACAGUCAAGAACGAGGUCUAUAGCCAGAGUCCGCUGGAGGGCAUAUACGAAGAGAUCAUCAACUGGACGAACGACGACGAGCUGAGGAGAGAGUACGAGGAGAAGUUGUUGGAGAGAGUGUAUGAUGCCCUGCUUGUGCUACCUGCAGGCGCGAAGGAGGAGAAGCGACAGAAGGUCAUGAAAUUAGCACACGAUAUGGUGGUCAUCAAGCAUCCGUACCAUCUUGCGUGGCAGAUCGAGCUGGAGUGGCGGUCGGGGUUGGAUGUAGAAGCGUACUAG